Messenger RNA from Sitophilus oryzae (rice weevil), 1302 nucleotides. Its product is annotated as protein takeout-like. The transcript is spliced from 5 exons. The coding region runs from base 214 to 972 and encodes 252 amino acids. NCBI's taxonomy places the organism in Eukaryota, Metazoa, Arthropoda, Insecta, Coleoptera, Curculionidae. The record is from RefSeq and is a predicted model, not a curated record.
CAAUUACGAAUAAUUGUAUGGCACACAAAUUAAUUAGGAAUUACACUUGUAAUUUAAUUUAGAUAUUAAAAAAACUUCGUCUUAGCAGAACCGAAACUAACCAUAAAAAACCAAACCUAUACUUGACCGAUUAACAUUUUAUUUCGACGAGUUUUUUAAACUUUUAUUGUUUCAUCAUAUUCGUUUUUACUCCUUAACCGCAGAUAAUCAAAGAUGGUUCGCGCGCUAACAAGUGUUGUUUUCUGUGUCAUUUUGAGCAGUUUUAAUGUAUAUGCUAUUCAGUUACCACCAGAAAUCCACAAGUGCGACCGUACUGCACCUGAUUUCAACGAAUGUAUGGUUAAAAGUAUAGGAGAAGCGACUAGAUAUUUCAGUAAAGGUUCUAAGGAUUUCGGUUACCCUGUCCUGUCGCCUUUUAGGAUAGAACGUUUAGAAAUUAAUGGAGAACCUGGAAAAUCUGUUACACUUAACCAAAAAUACGAUAAUGUAGUUAUGUAUGGCAUGACCGAAUCAACAGUAAAAUCAUUUAGUUUAAAAGAUGAUGGUGGUGUAUGUCUUUGGGAACUUGUGAUUCAUACCCCAUAUACUCGAAUGGAAGCGGAUUAUCAAAUGACAGGUCAAAUUUUAGUAUUUCCUAUUAACGGCCAUGGAAGAUGUAAUGUAACACUGACUGGCAUAGUUAAUAAACACACAGCCGAUUGCGAACAUUACACCAAGAAAGGCAAAUCCCAUAUGAAAUUAAAAAAUUAUAAAAUGGACAUGUCUACCGAGGGUGCCUAUUUUGAUUUUGAAAAUAUAUUUCCCGGAAACGAACAAAUAUCGAAAGAAGUGGGAAAAACAAUUAACGAAAAUUCCCAGGAGGUAUUCAACGAUGUCAAGCAAGGUUUUGAGAAAAUCUUGGCCGAGCUUCAUCAAAAUGCAGCUAACAGUGUCUUUUCGAAAAUUCCAGAAAAUGAAUUGUUUGUAAAAUAAGAGAAAUAAUACAGUUAUAUCUAUAUAAAAGACUACAAUACUCUGAAAAGAUGAAUAGAUGAUAGUUAUAGUACAUUAUUUUUUGAUUGUGAUUAAGAACACUAGUUAAGAGUAUUCAUUAAGAUUAUUUUUUCUUUCAAAAAUGUAACUUUUCCUCAAAUAGUAAAUAGUUAGGAACAGUAAAUAGUUAUUGGGGGUUUAUAUCAUUUAUACAUGUGUAAUAAUAUACAUUUGUCAAAUAUUGAUAUAUCUGUAAAUAAAUAUGGUAAAAUAUUAGAAAAUAUAAUGAAAAAAAAAUUACUGUAGAAAUAAAGAUAAUUGAAAUACAAA